This is a messenger RNA of Rubroshorea leprosula, 666 nucleotides long. NCBI's taxonomy places the organism in Eukaryota, Viridiplantae, Streptophyta, Magnoliopsida, Malvales, Dipterocarpaceae. The record is from the annotation of a GenBank genome assembly.
CUUCUCUGUUCUUCUAUUUCUUUCAAAUUAAAAGUAUGUUUAGUGAAACUUAAAAUUUCUGCUUAAUCUCUUCAGGUGAAUCAACCGAAGCAAAUCUCAGAGAAAAAGUUUCAAACUUUGAUUACCUUAUACUACAAGUAGGUUUGAUAGUCAAAGCUGUAUAUAGUACAGAAAAGGGCAGGAUUAGGUUUCGUGAAUCUAACAUGGAGGAAAUGCCGCCUGUGCUAUUUGUGAGGUUUGAUUUUGGGAUUAUGAGACUUAGAUAACCAUAAGCGUAGUUGAGGUUUUGAGCUGUUUUGUUAAGACAAAAUUUUCCUGGAGGAAUGUAUAAAUUUAGGGGAAUUAAGGAGACCGGCAGAGAGAGAGGAAGAGGAUCUGUUGUCUAUACCUUGUAGCUUUCUUGGAUGCAGUUAAUGUGGAUUCCUUUGUCAUUUUUCACGCAAAGCUUUUGGCUUGAAACAAAGGAAAGAAGAAAUUUUAGCUGCCAAUUUGUUAAGUCUUUUGGGCUAGUACAUGUCAUGUUCUUUGUCUUGUGAAAGGAUAUGACAAUAGUUCUUACUACAUUUAAUAGCAACAAUUGGUCAGUUCUGAUGAUAAGGAAGAUAGUUUAUAUGUUUCUUUAAUUUCUUGUUUCAGAAACUUGAAGAGUAAAAUGACUUUAUUGAG